UAAUAUACGCAUUGCAUGGAAGCUGGCCGCCGCCCUCCUCGCAAAGAGCAAUCGUAUCCUCGGUUAAGAGAAAAAGCCAAAGGGCGGGAGCACGCGGCCUCAUCAUUUAUCGAUCAAUUUCUAGGGUUUCGUUUCUCUCUCUUAUCAUUCGUUAAUCAAAACCUCACAUUUCUCUUGGUAUCUGGACUGGAUGAUCUAAUGGAGUCAAAAGGUGGGAAGAAGAAGAUUAGUAGUAAAUCCUUGUUCUACGAAGCUCCCCUUGGUUACAGCAUUGAAGACAUUCGACCCAACGGAGGCAUCAAGAAGUUCAGAUCUGCCGCUUACUCCAACUGCGCUCGCAAACCAUCCUGAUAUCCUCAAGUAGGCUGCCUGCCACCACUUAAAGUGGUUUCUAUAAUAUAAUUGCCAUAGUUUUUAGUUGCUUCUUCAACCGAUCUCUUCCUCUUCCUCCCUCUCUCUGCGACUUCGAUUUCCUAACAACUGCAACAUCUUCAACUGUGAUUGCUGAAACACAUUUCUCUUGCAAGUUGCAACUGUCACUGCUUUUGACUGUGGUCUAUUUUGCAUCUUUGAAUACUUUGUCACUGUAAUAAUUUCUGGCGGUCAAUACGGCUAUGGCUGUCUCUGCAAUUGGUUUUGAAGGUUAUGAGAAGAGGCUAGAAAUAACAUUUUUUGAGCUUAGCAUAUUUGUUGAUCCUGAAGGAAAGGGCCUUCGAACUCUUUCCAAGGCUCAUUUGGACGAGAUUCUUGGACCAGCUGAGUGCACUAUUGUUGAUUCACUAUCAAAUGAUCAUGUCGACUCUUAUGUCCUUUCCGAGUCUAGCCUCUUUGUAUAUCCUUACAAGAUCAUCAUCAAAACCUGUGGGACUACGAAACUGCUUCUUGCAAUCCCGCCUAUCUUGAAGCUGGCUGAUGCCCUUUCUCUUGCUGUCAAAUCUGUGAGGUAUACUCGUGGGAGCUUCAUUUUCCCUGGAGCUCAGUCAUAUCCUCAUCGCAGUUUCUCUGAAGAAGUUUGUGUCCUGGAUAGUUAUUUUGGGAAGCUUGGUGCUGAAAGUAAGGCUUGUGUGAUGGGUGGGUAUGACAGCCCACAUAAAUGGCAUAUUUACUCUGCAUCUGCAGAUCCUGCAAUCUCUUGUGACCAUGUUUACACCAUAGAAAUGUGCAUGACUGGCUUGCACCGAGAAAAGGCUUCUGUAUUUUACAAAACCCAAUCAGCUUCUGCGUGUACUAUGACUAUCGAUUCUGGCAUAAGAAAGAUUCUUCCAGACUCUAAGAUAUGUGAUUUUGGUUUUGAUCCAUGUGGUUAUUCAAUGAAUAGUAUUGAAGGAGCUGCUAUUUCUACAAUCCAUGUUACUCCAGAAGAUGGUUUCAGCUAUGCGAGCUUCGAAACAGUAGGAUAUGAUCCAAAAGAAGUGAGUCUGAACAACUUGGUUGACAGGGUGUUGGUUUGUUUCCAGCCGAGCCAGUUCUCUAUUGCUGUACAUGCCGGUGUUGCAGGUGAACAACUAGUGCAGACUUGUUCACUCGACGUUAAGGGAUACUGUCGUGGAGAAAGGAGCCUUGAAGAGCUUGGAAUGGGGGGUUCCAUCGUCUACCGGACAUUUGUUAGGACUGGGGACUGUGGUUCUCCUAGGUCUACUCUAAAAUGCUGUUGGAAAGAGGAAGAAGAGGAAGAAGAGGAUUAGUUUCAAUAUUCUAUUUCUUUAUGUUUUGCAUCUAUAUUUAAAUAAAAUAAAUGCUUUCAGGCUAUGCCUUGCCUGAUGACAGCAAUGUCAGUAGUAUUGAUGUUAUCUUCGAUUUUAUUUGCAUUACAAGUCGUAGUCCUUAAGGCCUCAAAUGUGAGGGCAGCAGUAUUUUAAAUGUUUGGGCUUUUAUGCAGACUUGUUAUUUUUAGUGGAUUCAUUCUACGUGUUAA
Messenger RNA from Hevea brasiliensis (rubber tree), 1915 nucleotides. RefSeq lists its product as uncharacterized. Lineage: Eukaryota; Viridiplantae; Streptophyta; Magnoliopsida; Malpighiales; Euphorbiaceae. The record is from RefSeq and is a predicted model, not a curated record. The transcript has 3 exons. Bases 16 to 351 code for a protein of 111 amino acids.